Apis florea (little honeybee) is the source of this 846-nucleotide messenger RNA. Its product is annotated as rRNA-processing protein UTP23 homolog. NCBI's taxonomy places the organism in Eukaryota, Metazoa, Arthropoda, Insecta, Hymenoptera, Apidae. Gene Ontology annotation, cellular component: small-subunit processome. The record is from RefSeq and is a predicted model, not a curated record.
UAAAGAAAUAGUAAUAUGAAAUCAACUCGUCAAAAAAAAGCUAGAAAAAAUUUAGCCUUUUUUAUUAAUAAUUUCAAAUUUAGAUCACCGUUUCAAGUUCUUAUUGAUGGUACAUUUGCUUUGGCUGCUCUAGAGGUUUAAUAAUUUAAUAUACAAGAUCAAUUAUCAAAAUAUUUUCAAUCUGAUAUAAAAUUAUUAACUACACCAUGUAUAAUUUUGGAAACAGAAAAAUUAAGUUCAUUUUCAAAAGCAGUUAGUGGUGCUAUGCAAAUAGUUAAACAAUAUCCUAUACAUAAAUGUGGACAUGAAAAAUACUCAAUUAGUGGUACAAAAUGUUUACAAUCCAUGAUUGGAAAAAAUAACUCAUUUAGAUAUAUUAUAGCUACACAAGAUAGAGAUCUUCAGGAUAAUUUAAGAAAAAUUCCAGGUGUUCCAAUAAUAUAUUUGCAUGGUAAAGCACCAACAUUGGAAGCACCUUCACAAGCUAGCCGUAAAUAUGCUGAAAAUAUUCGUAAAGGACUAGGAAUGACUGAAAGGGAAAAAGAAAAUAUUAAAAUAUUAAAAGAAGCAGCUGGAAUAAUAGAAAAAACAGAAGUAAAAUUUAAAAAAAAGAAAAAGAAAGGUCCAAAUCCUCUUAGUUGUUUAAAAAAAAAGAAAAAAACACAAACAAACAUUUUAAAAAAUACCAAUGAGAAAAAUUCUGGUAAAGUUAAAAAAAGAAAAAAAAUAAAAAUAGCAGCACAUAUUAAAGAAGCAGUAGUUGCAGAAAUAAAGAAUAAACUAGAAAAAGAAAAAUGAAUUAAAAAUAAAUAUUUGUUCAAAAAAAUUUGUAUAUGAAUAAAUUAU